ACUGCCGCUAUUAUCGAUAACAAACACUACUGCAUGUGUAAAGCACAUUUUGUUGACAAUACAAAUUGCAUUGCAAUUAGUUAGGAUUUCAUUGAUUAAAUGGUAACCAACAGCCAAGAGCGGGAGCGCGAGGCGCUGCCUUCUACAUCCGCCGUCACUGGGCUGCCACAGAAGCGCUACUAUCGCCAGCGCGCGCACUCCAAUCCCAUAGCCGAUCACAGCUUUGAUUAUCCUGCACGGCCCCAGGAUGUCGACUGGCGUGCACUGUAUCCCAAUAUAGACAGCGAACAGCAAGUGGAAUUUGCUGACAUUGGUUGCGGUUAUGGCGGCUUCUUGGUAACGCUUGGUGAAAUGUUCCCCCAAAAGUUUUCCAUUGGCAUGGAGAUACGUGUCAAGGUAUCUGACUAUGUUGUCGAUCGUAUUGCGGCACUCAGACUGAAAAGCAACGAGACCUCAGGAUAUCAAAACAUUGCUUGCAUACGCACGAAUGCGAUGAAAUAUUUACCCAACUAUUUCAAGAAGGGGCAGCUGGAGAAAAUGUUCUUCCUGUAUCCCGAUCCGCAUUUCAAGCGUGCUAAGCACAAGUGGCGUAUCAUCAAUCAGGCGCUGCUCUCCGAGUAUGCCUAUGUGCUACGCAGUGGCGGUCUGGUCUACACAAUGACGGAUGUGGAGGAUCUGCACAAGUGGAUUGUCUCACACAUGACACAACAUCCGCUGUACGAGCGAUUGAGCGAAACUGAAGCUAACGAAGAUCCCAUCACGCCCAAGCUAUAUCAGAGCAGCGAGGAGGGCGCUAAGGUGGUGCGUAACAAAGGCGAUCAUUUCUUGGCCAUAUUUCGCCGGCUCUAGUGCAACAGCAACAACAACAAAUAUAUAUGUAUAAUAAAUAAUAUAUAUAUAUGUAUAUAAAGUAUAUAUAUGUAUAUAUUUUAACAUAAAUAA
Molecule: messenger RNA, 942 nt
Organism: Drosophila nasuta
Lineage: Eukaryota; Metazoa; Arthropoda; Insecta; Diptera; Drosophilidae
Product: tRNA (guanine-N(7)-)-methyltransferase
Exons: 4
Coding region: 100-849 (249 amino acids)
Biological process (GO): RNA (guanine-N7)-methylation; tRNA methylation
Cellular component (GO): tRNA methyltransferase complex
Molecular function (GO): tRNA (guanine(46)-N7)-methyltransferase activity
Source: RefSeq, a predicted model, not a curated record